Molecule: messenger RNA, 766 nt
Organism: Aspergillus nidulans FGSC A4
Lineage: Eukaryota; Fungi; Ascomycota; Eurotiomycetes; Eurotiales; Aspergillaceae
Product: polyadenylate-binding protein
Exons: 4
Coding region: 203-766 (187 amino acids)
Biological process (GO): nuclear mRNA surveillance of meiosis-specific transcripts
Cellular component (GO): nucleoplasm; nucleolus; cytoplasm
Molecular function (GO): lncRNA binding; nucleic acid binding; protein-RNA adaptor activity
Source: RefSeq, a predicted model, not a curated record
CUUUUUAUAACUGACACAGACCAUUUAUUGAGUUGGGCUUGACACGGGGUCCUGCCGGCGCCCACGUUCCUCUGCUAAGACAUUUUACUGCCGCAAUCCGCAACUCAAACCAGGUGGAGAGCUUCCGCUUUUGCACACGCUUUAUCUCAGACACCCGUGACUCGAGGAAAACAGGGCAUCGUCAGCUUUACGCACAGGCACAAUGACUACAGAAGAGGCUGAGAUAAAGGAUGAGCGCUUGGAAACGCCUCAUGAAGAGGGAGGCGAUGAUGAGGAAGAAAUCGAGGCCAUGAAACGACGGGUCGCUGAGAUGGAAUCUGAAGCGGCAAAGUUACGGGAAAUGCAAGCUACCCUCGACCAGCAAUCCGAGAGCCUGAAAGAAGACAAGGAAGACAUCGACGCCCGGAGUAUUUUUGUCGGUAAUGUGGAUUAUGGAGCCUCGCCAGAGGAAAUUCAAGCGCACUUCCAGAGCUGCGGUUCCAUAAAUCGCGUUACCAUUCUUCUAGACAAAUUCACAGGCCAACCCAAAGGCUAUGCCUACGUAGAAUUCGCCGAGCCCAGUCUGGUGGCGCAGGCCCUUGUUCUGAACGAGAGCGUCUUCCGCGGUCGAAACUUGAAAGUCGUUCCCAAACGCACCAACCUCCCUGGUAUGAGCAGUCGAGGACGCGGUCGUGGUCGCGGCCGCGGAUACGGCCGUGGAGGGUUCCCUCGUGGUGGAUAUCGAGGCGGUUAUCGCGGCCGUGGACGAGGCUAUGCGCCCUACUGA